Molecule: messenger RNA, 435 nt
Organism: Adineta steineri
Lineage: Eukaryota; Metazoa; Rotifera; Eurotatoria; Adinetida; Adinetidae
Source: the annotation of a GenBank genome assembly
AUGAGUACAAGUAGAAAUAUUCUUCGAACUCUACAAGAUUUAAUAACAUUGGGACAGAAAAGUGAUAAAUUCAAUCGAAUUUUUGAAGGAAUUCGAGUAGUAUCAUCUCGAAAACCAGGACAUAUUCAAUGUGAACUUGAUAUUGAAGAACGACAUUUAAAUCGUAAUGAUACAUUACACGGUGGAAUGAUAUCUUCAUUGACAGAUAGUGUAUCAACAUUAGCACUUGAGACUAUUGAAAGAAAACCAUUAAAAUCAGCAUCGAUUGAACUUAGUGUAUCUUUUCUUAAAGCAGCAAAAAAAGGUGAAACGAUACUAAUUGAUGCUGAAACUGUUAAAUUAGGACGAACAUUGGCUUUUCUAUCAGUAGAAUUUCGUAAUAAACAAAAUAAUGAAUUAUUAGCAACUGGAAAACAUACAAAAUAUGUUAGUUAA